UCAGGUAUAUGGUUACAGUGUCCCGAAUCCAAAUAUUAAUAAGUGCAAUUAAAAGGACUCUUAUUUUUUGUUAAUUAGAUGCGAGCGCCCGAUCAGGUGCGCGAUUCCGCGAUUGGCCAGCGUAGAGCUCUGCAAUACUUCGGCGUAUCGACACCACACCCUUGUAGCUCAUCGCUCACGACGAGGCCGAGUUGUUAUUACUGACAAUUGCUUUGUAGGCCAUUAAAUUGAGUGGUUGAUUUUGGGACUUAAAUGCCCCCAUGUGCGGGUAAAAUUAACGCGGUUAUUGUCUCCCCAUUUUGUACGUAACGCUGAGAAUUCAGCGUUUUCACUGGACGAAGCAGCGCCCGAGACGAAAAAUCUAAUCGGGGGACUCGACUGAACGUCAAUGUGAAAAAAUGGCAUGUUGUUUAAGCGACGAAGCGAAAGAACAGCGCCGAAUUAAUGAGCAAAUAGAAAGGGAGAUUCGGCGAGACAAGAGGAAUCAACGGAGGGAGCUGAAACUUCUUUUGCUAGGGACAGGAGAGAGUGGGAAAAGUACCUUUAUCAAACAGAUGCGAAUCAUCCAUGGAGCUGGCUAUUCUGAUGCAGAUAAAAGUGGCUUCAUCAAAAUCGUGUACCAGAACAUCUUUAUGGCUAUGCAGGCCAUGAUUAGGGCCAUGGACACGCUGAACAUUUCAUACACUGAUCCAUCCAAUGACGAGAACGGUCACAUGGUACGACAAGCCGAUUACGAGACCAUCACAACAUUUGAUGAACCGUACGUCCAUGCCAUCAAGGCUCUGUGGGUUGACGACGGAAUACAGGAGUGCUUCGACCGGAGGAGAGAGUACCAGUUAACGGACUCUGCUAAAUAUUACCUAGACGAUGUUGAUCGUAUUGCAAAUCCGAAUUAUUUACCAACGUUACAGGACAUAUUGCGAGUAAGGGUACCGACGACGGGCAUUAUAGAAUAUCCAUUUGAUCUGGAUAGUAUCAUCUUCAGUGAGAGCAUUAUAGAAUAUCCAUUUGAUCUGGAUAGUAUCAUCUUCAGAAUGGUUGAUGUAGGGGGUCAGAGGUCGGAGCGAAGGAAAUGGAUCCACUGUUUUGAGAAUGUGACAUCCAUCAUGUUUCUGGUGGCCUUGAGCGAAUAUGACCAGGUGUUGGUCGAGUCCGACAAUGAGAACCGUAUGGAGGAGUCCAAGGCUCUCUUCCGGAUGAUCAUCACGUAUCCAUGGUUCCAGAAUUCUUCAGUUAUCCUAUUUCUUAACAAAAAAGAUUUACUAGAGGAAAAAAUCAUGUUGUCACACUUGGUGGAUUAUUUUCCCGAAUUUGAUGGUGCAAAGAAGGAUGCCCAAGCGGCACGGGAGUUCAUACUGAGAAUGUUCGUAGAUCUAAAUCCUGACCCAGACAAAAUUAUCUAUUCUCAUUUCACAUGUGCAACAGACACAGAAAACAUCCGUUUUGUGUUUGCCGCGGUGAAGGACACCAUUCUGCAGCUUAAUUUAAAGGAGUAUAACUUAGUGUGAAAAGUCAAUGGAUGCACGUCAUUUUAAAAAAAAAAACCUGGAGGUCGAAAGGUUAACAUGACACUUCGAUCUCACAAGGUCAAGGUCAUUUUUCACUUUGACCCUGGUCAAUUUUUGCUGACCAUACACAAAAAUAACCUUGAAAAGUGUCCUUGUACAUGAGUAACAAAAAACUUUCAAAAAAAAAAAUUUACAAAAAAAGCGAAGAGCUGUACUUAAAGCUGUUCUAUUUGUGUGAUGCACAGUCCGUGAGCAGUAUCUAUGGAGACAAGAGAAUUUUUUUAUAUAUAUUAUAUAUACAUCUAUAUAUAUAUAUCUGAGUAUAUCUUCAUCAUCUCGCGUGAUAGGCAGUGCUGGGCUUACGCAGGAAUUUCCCACUAUUAACCUCUCCGUUAGUUUCAAUCUUUGGUUUCCUCGGACAGCAGAUGUUCAACCUUCGACUCCCUGCCCCCUUCUCCCCAUACAACAAAUUAUUUCCUAUGGAUCGGCUGCAGUGUCCAGAAGAUAUGGACAACGGUGUGUGAAUCGGGGAUGCUGGGAUUGGUCCCGAGGAUGAGAAAUACUAGGAAAAAUUUUUAUUAUGCAAAGCUGCACUGUGUUGAAACCUCAUCUUUAUGAAAAAAGAAACAUAACUUUUCUUUACAUGAAAGGAAAACAGCUGUGAAGUUGAAUAUUUUUUUCUUUCAAAGAGGAAAAAGCAGGACUCGUCAUCAGAAAUACCAUUGAUCCCCAUUUAAUUUCCACAACAACUGUUUCUCCAAUUAUCCCCCUCCUUCCCAUUUCAUCUCCCCUUGUGCGCCCCCUAGUGGUGACAAAAGACAAAACCAGUACAAACAUUGUGUGUUGUGUAUGUGAUUUUAAAUAUUGUGGUGUAUUUUUUGUAAAAUUGCCAAGGGAAGUAACUCAGUUAUAAAACAUGUAAAGGAUCUUGGGCUUUGUGAUUAUCGUUCUACCCCCCCCCCAGGGCAUAAUUGAGUUUUGUUAUUUGAGUGAUUAACGGCCUGGGACAUCACUCACUUUCCCCUCACACAUUUCUGUUCUGUUCUUUUGUAUUGUGUGCAUAAUGAAAGUUUUAGAUUAUUUGUUUUUAAAAAAGUGUCAACUUUUGGCAAGGUUUUUGUUUCAAAUGUUUGAUCUGAAGAUAACAUCCAAAGUGGUAUAUAUAUAUAUAUAUAUAUUUUUUUUUUUUUGGCAUAAUGUAAUGGAUGUUAAUAUUAUUUCAUAGCAUGUAACGCGAAAAAGACCAUUAGUUUUUCACUGCUUGAGUCGCGGUCUUUAAGUGUGUUCGACGCGAUGGAGUUCAUUUCAACACCUGUGAAUAUCUAACCGUGCUCUACUUCCGGUCAGUCGGUGGACGAUGAAGAAAUAAGAUGUGUUAUAACGCUGACAGAUUGGGAGAUAUGAAUAACUGUAAAACAAUAGGUCAAAACGGGGGUGGGGGGUGACCUUCGCCAUUGUGUUCAUGUUCUAGAUUUUGACUGAAGUUGGGGGAUACUGAGCAUUGUCGGACCUGAGGAAUUGUAUUAACGGAUGAGAUGAAGGAUAUACCUUCAUACGUCAGCAUGUAGUCAUCAUUCUGGGUUUUUUUGGGGGGGGGGGGGGGGGGUUCAGUAUGUCAAGUUUGCAUAAUAUUCCUCUCCCUUGUGACCUAGGGUGUUAAACUUUUACAUUUUAAAUUUAAACGUUAUAAAGGUGCAUCUCUGAAAUACGAAUGACAUGACGUUACGAAUUGAUGUACUAAUUAAGAGGACACGUUAAUUAUUCACAUGGGUGAUCUGAUGGCUCCAGAUGUGAGAAACGAAACCCUGGAGACGGUGGUACCUUGAGACGGACACAUUCCAUUUCACAUUCAGUCACGGUCUAUUUUCAGCCUAAUGUUAAGUUUUUUUCUUCCCCUGGGUUCAGUGUAACAUGAUUUAUUAUUGAAGGUCAUUUAAUUUAAUGUCAGCUUUGGCUUCUGCCGGAGAAUGUCGAGACGGUCACAGACAAGCAUUUUAUGUAUUCUGUUCUGAGCUACAGGAUGUGGAAAUCUUUUAUCAUUGAAGGUAAUUAAAGGUCACCCAUGUGUCUUGGAACUUUUGAUUUUUUUUAUCUGUACUUCAGAAAUUGUAAUGUCAACAGAACAAUUUGAAAGAAACUUUCAUUAAUAAUUUGUCAGUUCCCCCUUCUCUUUAAUGAGGUUUAGUGUUGGGGGGAGGGGGGGGUAUUCAAUAUGUAAUGAGGUAUAGUGGGGUGGGUAGGGGGUAUUCAAUCUAUAAAGAGGUAUAGUGGGGUGGGGGUAUUAAAUUUAUAAAGUUAUAGGUCUGCCAAGGUGAAAAAGAUUGUUUUAUUUGAUGGUGCCAGGCAAACACAGACCAGAUGUGGUACUGUUCCUGUCUAUAAAAUGGUCUGUCCUGACAGGGCAUUGUGUUCAUGUGGGUAAAGGUGUAUGUUGAUAUAUGAGGAAUUAUACGGCCUGACUGUUCUCCCAGUGUUUCACAGCUAAAGGAUCCAUCUCUUCUAGUCUCCAGCGGUUACUUUGCUUCUUGUAUUCCCCUUGUGUUGGCCAUUUUCCAUUCUGAGAGACACAGAUCAGAAAAAGUGCAAUAAUUAACAUGUAGAAUAUUGUUGUGUGGGAAAUAUGUUAGGAACCAUCUAGGCAUCUACAAUUUUUACAUGUGUACAUUGUCAAGUGUGUGUAAAUUUGUAAGUAGGUAAUAGGUCAAAGGUGAUUGUCAAGCUUAUCUCCAUGGAUACCAGUUUAUAAAUAUUUGUUAUCGAUAGUCUCAUACAGACAUACACAAACCGUGAAUUGGAUUAGAAGCUGUAGAUUUAACUUGGAGACUUGUGUAUACUGUUUUGCAUUUGUAUCAUUGGUUGACACAAGUCACAUGUCCAACAUGUGCUAUUCUUAGAACAUCAGUCACAUGACAUCACAUCAUGUGACUAAGGUAUUUUUUUUUUUUUUUUUUUUUUUCUAUUUUUUUUUUUUUUUUUUACCAAAUGUAGAAUUUCUACGAUAGGUGUUUUUCAUUCGAUGUGUGUGUAUUCUGUUCAUUGUCAAUGGAUUUAAUGAUUUAAAAAAAACAAGGCCCCUUGUGUCGGUAAAAAACAACAAACAAGGCCCCUUAUGUCAGUAAAUGUUUUGAGUACACUUGUUUAACAUGAGAAGAGAGUUGGACUUUGUAAUAUAUGUGGUGUGUGUGAUUUCACUAUUGCCUGUACUCGAGAAAAAGUGUGGGAGUUUUUUGAGAGAGAGGAUGUGCGAUAUUAUUUUUUUUUUUUCUGAAUAUCGUUAUGACUAUGUAAUGCUGGGUUUAACAUACACUGAUUCUUGUAGUGCAUUGUACAGUCAGUCUCCCAUUGGAUCACAGAAAGAUCUUCAACUUGACGAUUCCAAAUUCUGAAAAAAAAAAAAAUUGGCUUUGUGUUACCAGUUGUGAUAAUAUUGUGUGUGUAUUAUACUCAGAAUGAAAUGUCUUUUGUUUUUCAAUUGAAUUCAAUGAAAAUUUUAACAUUCUUUAAAAAGACAGAUGAAAAGAUGUAAUUUGAAUUUUCUAUUCACUAGGCUUGUUUUGGUAUGGGAUGUAAAAUUUAACAACAGGAAAUGACGUAUUGUUGUAAUUCCAGAAUAUCGUUGUGUAAAGAUAAAAAAAACCUGUCCUAGAACUGAUUACAUAGUAGCUCUCUCUCUCUCUCUCUGCAUGUUGAUAGAUUUUUACGCUUAUUUUUAAUGAUGGAGAAGGGCCGUGUUUUAUAUAUAUAUAUAUAUUUUUAACUGCAGUCUUGUGUGAACAGGGGGUAUGACUAUAUAACUGCAGAGACAUGUUUCGUUCUGACAGGUAAAACUGUUUAUUCUCUAAGCGUUUGAGAGACCCGGCGAUUUUAGAGGCCCGUAUGUGGUUCUCUCCGUUGAUUCGUCAGUCCAUAUUAUUUAUUGUCACCAGUCAAUUAAAGCUUAAACUGUA
This is a messenger RNA of Ostrea edulis (European flat oyster), 5455 nucleotides long. Its product is annotated as guanine nucleotide-binding protein G(q) subunit alpha-like. Gene Ontology annotation, cellular component: heterotrimeric G-protein complex. Lineage: Eukaryota; Metazoa; Mollusca; Bivalvia; Ostreida; Ostreidae. Gene Ontology annotation, biological process: adenylate cyclase-modulating G protein-coupled receptor signaling pathway; phospholipase C-activating dopamine receptor signaling pathway. Gene Ontology annotation, molecular function: G protein-coupled receptor binding; guanyl nucleotide binding; GTPase activity. The record is from RefSeq and is a predicted model, not a curated record.